This is a messenger RNA of Penicillium daleae, 2130 nucleotides long. RefSeq lists its product as uncharacterized. The coding region runs from base 1 to 2130 and encodes 709 amino acids. The transcript is spliced from 3 exons. The record is from RefSeq and is a predicted model, not a curated record. NCBI's taxonomy places the organism in Eukaryota, Fungi, Ascomycota, Eurotiomycetes, Eurotiales, Aspergillaceae.
AUGAGUUCAGCAAAGGCACGGACAACCGAUGAACUGCUCUCUGAGCACUUGGCGCGUCGCAGUAGCGCAAUUUCGAUGUCAUUGCCAUUCCGUUCAUCGGCAAAACGAGAAAGUAUCAUCGGUCCUCGAGAAGAACAACCAGCCUGUUUGGAGAAAGUGCACUAUCCAGUUUUUGAUCCAGAAGAUCCCCGGCACAAUACACGCAUAGGACAAAUCUUCCGUCGCUCUGGGUCUCGGACAACUACUUCAGACUCUCAGCGGCAGCCACAGGAGUCCCGCACGCUCCCACGAAAAUCUUUACACAAGGCAAAGUCUGGAUUAUUGGCCAGCCUGUUCCAUCGAUCAUCUCGUCGGGGCAGCGAGCCUCUUGAGCCCCUUCCAAAGCAUGCCCAUACUGAACGAAGUAGUCAUGGGUUGUCCGAUAUCUCGAGCACUACCCAGGAAGAUCUCAGUUUUGGGACUGCUCUAUAUCGGAAUCGCCGAGCUCAAAAACGGACCCUGGAUGAUACCGAUUUGCAUAUCAUUGCAAAGGUUCUCUCCUGUCCACCACUGAAGAAUACCAUGUCUGCGCCGCAGCCUAUAACGAGUUCAAGUGACCUGGUUGGUGAUUUACGACCACCCUCCGACGAAACUGUGAGUCCAAUUACCGAUGAAUCACCCGUACACGAACGAUACCAGGACACCACUGUGACGUCUCAUCUUCCAACGAACGAGAAGAGUACCAAACAAGAUCCACCGGUUAUCGAGAACGUCGAAGAGAUACGGAAGAACAAUGCUGAUUAUUUGACCCCCUCUGUCGCCUCAGAAGAUCGGCCCACAGCAGGGAGAUUGUCUUCCAGCUCCGCAGACGAUGAGGAAUUAGGUGGAACAACUCCGCUGUGUGACAAUCAGGAUGUGGCUUCAGUGCGGGAUAGACAUCUUUUGAUUUGUGUGGACAAUGAAAAGUCUGUGUGCAAGAAGAUUGCAGGGCUGAGACGACUGAGCGAGACGCGAAACUUUCCAUCUCUGGAGAUGGAGCAUAAGCACAAUGGCUCUAAGGAGUCAUUGCCAGAUUACAGCACUCCGAGUAUCGCAGAUUCAGAAACACCCCAACGAGGAAGAUCUAUUGUCAGCAAGCGAGGGUCGUUCGUCACACAAGAGAGAGUGUUGCUCGGUGAUGAUUCACUGGAAUCUGAGGGCAGUGUGUCUCCAGUCUCGGAGUCGAGAAAGUGUUCGGCCGACGUUAAGAUUGCUUUCCCCGGAUUGUACCACGAACUGCUGGAGCAGUGGAUCAGAGAGACUGAAGGAAGCCCAACGCUUUACCCCGGAUUCCCCGGAUUUGAGAACGAGAACACUUCGACGUCUGCGCACCUGCCUUCGCUUGCCACUACGACAACUACCACCGCCUCUUCUCAGCACAAUCUAGACGGUCAACAACACCGUCAAGCGGAAUUACCCUGGAGUGUAGACACCCGUUUUGCCUCGGGAAUUCCCAGCAUCUUCAACAGUUACCGGAAAACGAACACCUUGAUUCCUUCUCCAUCGCUCCCCCAUCCCCGUGUCGUACGGGUCUACUCUGUGCAAGAUUCCGUCACCUUGCCCUACACCAUGGAUGACUACACUCGACACACAGGUGCCCAGCCUGCUCGUUCUGGCGAGGAGGAUUCUGAUAGACGCCGCAACUCAUUUGGCAUCCACAUCUCUGAGAGAAAUCAGGAACCUACCUCGAGAACAUCCACUACCCAAGUGAGCCGCCGUGAGAUCCUUCGAGGCUCAUCCGAGGAUCAACAGAGUCCCGUUCAUGCUCGGCCCUUUUUCCGACCUCCUGGCCUCUGGGGUUCUGCCGACUCUCAGUGUGAUGACUCGGACUUCACCAUCUACACCAGGGACAGCAGUGUGGCCAAUUCUACCAAUUACACUUCACCCACCUCCAUCUCCUCUACUCCGUGGUCACCACUUGACUCUCCUAUCGAUGAGGAAGUCCUCUUCAGAACCACCCAUAGAGAUGAGUACUACAUGGCAGACGGCAAGCACAGCAGCUAUUACCCAGACCGUGGUGAUCUGCCAGUCAAAGUACAGUGCCUCUCUGCUACCAGACCUGGCUACCAUGGCCCUAGUGGUUAUCGUGCCCCCCCAACAGACUACGCCUAA